AUGAACACUUGGGUUGGUUUAGGUCUGUUGAUUCUCGGAUCAUCUGUCCUGCUAGUCAACUCGACACCAUUAGAUGAUUACGUUAAUAAACCCGAUCCUAAUUAUAACUGGACCAAACUAGAAUGGACAUUUAAAACGGCCGGAGCAACGCUAUAUUUAUUGAAUUAUACGUCACAGCAAUGGCUGACAGAAAAGGAAUCCAAUCGUCCAAUAUGGUUUCAUUAUAUGGUAGUGGCUGUACCAGAUAAAUUAAUUCAUCCGGAACAUGGUCUUAUGUACAUGUCAUAUGGUAGUAAUGGACCAUCUUUUACCCCUGACGUAGCGGAUGAAUUUUCUACAUUUAUUGCCCUAAUGGCUGCCAGUACGGGCACAGUCUGCGCUAAUCUACACCAAAUACCCAAUCAACCAAUCAUCUUCAAGAAUGAUCCAAGUCAGAAGAGUCGAAGUGAAGAUUCUAUUAUUGCAUGGACGUGGAGAACAUUUGUAUUAGAACAAUCAAACAGACCAGAAUGGUUACUAAGAUUGCCCAUGACCAAGGCAGCCGUACGAGGAAUGGACACCAUAGCAGCCUUUACCAAAACUAUUUAUCCACAAUCCAACAUCAACAAGUUUCUAGUAUGUGGUGAGUCUAAGAGAGGCUGGACAACAUGGACUACAGCUGCUGUUGAUAAAAGAGUUAUAGCUAUUGCACCCAUGGUUAUGGAUCUUCUUAAUCUCAGAAAGAAUCUACAUCAUCACUAUCGAUCAUUGGGCGGAUGGACAUUUGCCUUUAGUGAUUAUUAUUCCUUGAAUUUCACGGCCGAAUUGGAUAAUCCACAGACACAGGCCAUGGCGGAUAUCAUAGACCCUUACUCCUACAGAGAUCGUCUGACCAUGCCUAAAUAUAUCAUUACAACUGGUGGUGACGAAUUUUUUAUACCGGAUGAUUCUUAUUAUUACUGGGGUACAUUACCAGGUGAAUCAUAUCUAAGAGUUCUACCCAAUGCUGAACAUAGUUUGACAACUCACCGUAUUCAACUAUUUUUUGGUGUCAGGGCGUUUUACCUCAGCGCCAUCAUGCAAAAGCCUAUGCCCAAGUUCACAUGGGAAAGACAAUUUACAGAUACUGGUGGAAAGAUAAUUCUUAAAACAGAUCAGAAACCUAAAACUAUACAAACAUAUUACGCCCGAACAUUAGAUGGUCUCAGGAGAGAUUUUCGAUUAGCAGCAGUUAAACCAGGCGAUCCCAGCAGUUAUAUACCACAACCUGUCAUCUGGUUAAAGUCGGGAGUACAAAAUACAGCUGACGGUGUGUAUGAAGCCAGUUUUAACAAUCCACCAAAAGGUUGGCUCGGAUUCUUUAUUCAGGUAACCUUCCCGGGAGUUGAUCCAGAGAGUGACUUCAUGUUUACAACUCAGACUCAGAUUAUACCAAACACUUUCCCUUUCCCUGAUUGUCAAGGUGCUGAAUGUCUUGGUACCCUAGUUUAACACUCCCCACCCCCGAUCCCUUGCCUAGUUGUCAAGGUACAGAAUGUCUUGGUGCCCUAGUUUAACACGCCCUCUCAACCCUUAUACCCCCCGGUCCUUUUCCCUCCCACGUUCAUCUCCCACCCCACUCCCAUUGCCCCUUAUUGUCUCAAUUGAUUUGGUACAUCGUUAAGUGUAUUGCUAAGCUACCACUUGGUCUACAGCCUCUAUUGUCAAGCCCCUUGGUAUCCCAGUAUAAAUAUUACACCAUCCAUAAAGACCAUGAUG
Molecule: messenger RNA, 1737 nt
Organism: Patella vulgata (common limpet)
Lineage: Eukaryota; Metazoa; Mollusca; Gastropoda; Patellidae
Product: autocrine proliferation repressor protein A
Exons: 14
Coding region: 1-1470 (489 amino acids)
Source: RefSeq, a predicted model, not a curated record